Puccinia graminis f. sp. tritici CRL 75-36-700-3 is the source of this 804-nucleotide messenger RNA. RefSeq lists its product as uncharacterized. The transcript is spliced from 3 exons. Gene Ontology annotation, biological process: mitochondrial proton-transporting ATP synthase complex assembly. Gene Ontology annotation, cellular component: mitochondrial matrix. Lineage: Eukaryota; Fungi; Basidiomycota; Pucciniomycetes; Pucciniales; Pucciniaceae. Bases 32 to 340 code for a protein of 102 amino acids. The record is from RefSeq and is a predicted model, not a curated record.
GGCCGUGGAGGGAGUUGCUCCCAAAAACCCAAUGUCCAGUCUCAGCUGCCUGGCGAACUACCGAGCGCUCUAUCGGGCUUACCGGAAGACUUCACGACACCCUCGUCCGCCGAUCCCUCGGCCUAUCAACUCCCAACUCAGGUCGCUCGUCAAUGCUGGACUGAAGGACCAGCAGCUCGAGUCGGUCAUCAGAUACCUCGUCUCCAGUAAUCUCCAUCAGGAACUCGUUCGUCGGUAUAAUCCUGCUGAUGAUCUGACGGAACCAGAACGCUUGAAGGCAACUGUGAACCGGGUCGGAUUAAAUAUGCCGAAGACCAUGGACCUCGAGACACCGUUAUAACAAACUUUAGCUACCCAUGAUUUCUGAGAUAUAGCCAACCCGUUUGAUCAGCGUAUUGUGACCAAACGAACCCAAACAUGUGCACCCGCGAAAUGCGUAUCUUGCAUCCAGUGGCUCUCGACGCCAAAUAUCCCUGAUCGAUGUGCAAACCUUCUAGCCCGUUGUUGUCCUAUAGUAUGACAACUAACGCCAUAAAGAUUUUUUCGUCGUUAAGGUCAUCAUAGCACGCGCUGAGGGAAGUCACAAGCUAGGCGGUUUAUGAUAGGCGUUUGUAUCGCCGCCACUUGUCUAGCAGACGAACAGAACUUGAAUCGAUGACUUGAUUCCUAUAGAGUCUAAUAAAACACUCAUGAGCAAUCUGCCCCCUCCAAUCCGACUUCAGGCCACAGGCUUCUCCUCAAAACAAAAAUCGGCAAUUGUAGCCCCCCUCCAUCAUUACUCGAAUGAUCAGAAUACAACCCAAG